ACGAGAUGACCAUGAAAAUCCUUGAAAAUCCUCGUCUUAUCCCCAAAAAUCCCUAAUUGCUGAUACUUAGCGUGAGACGACCAUGAGGACCUGGAGGAUCUGGAUACAUUUUCAAGGGUGGGGGGUCCUGAAAAGGUCCCCAUCCUCUCUCUCCUCCAGAACCUUCUUCUUUCCCCCUGCCCGCCAGCCAUCACCGGCCUUGCUCUGCACCAACCCUUCUCCUGCGCCUGCUCUCCCCUCUACACACAGGCAAUCAUACCUACCACACGCCUACACGCCCUACCCCUGCACGCCUACACCUUUGCUCUGCACCAACCCAGCCGCCUGUGCCCGCCUGCUGCACCAGCUCUGCACGCCCGAGCCAUCAUCGCCCCUCGAACGCCCGGCCUUGCUCUACCCUACCCCCUGCCACACCUGCGCCUCUGCUGCUGCACCGAACCAGCCCCUUUGCCGCCUGCCCCUUUCUGCACCCGAACCCCCUGCACUCAUUACCCCCCCUUGCUUGCUGGCUGCUUCGCUGCACCUAUAUGCACUCAUCACCUGCCUCUUCCCCGAACCAAUCGCCAGCCGAUCCCGCACUCAUUACCCGCUGUAACCCGAUCUUGCACCUGCUUUGAUCGUCUGUUCUCCUUGUCUCGUUUUUCUGCAAGUGUGGGUAUAAAUAGGGGGUGUUCUUGGUUGAUAGGGGGCUUUUUGGCUUGUUUUUGAAGGUGGUGUGGUGUUGACGAAGGAGAACAUUUUUUGGAGGUCGACGGUGAUUGAAAAGAGGUUUAUUUUUCUGUGUCUGUUUCUUGCUUACUUUAGUGGUAGUUAACACCAUCGGAAACGAGCACGAGGAGCUUGAGGAUUUGGAUCUUGGGCAAUUCGAUCUACUUUUGCAAAUCUACAAAGCCACUACCUUAAGUAAGCUCCCCUUGUUUCCCUUUCUCUUCUUUUUGAUUGAAGAUUUUCUAAAGAUUUUUGAUUCAUUAUUAUUAUUUCUUCUUCUACUUCCUCAUGUCAGAUCUCUGCAGAUUGUUGUUUUUAACUUCUUGUUCCUAUUUUUAGAUAAUAAGCUUCAUGGGUUUGUGGCAAAGAAUUAGUAAAUCGUGAUGCUUGUGUGCUCUGCCUCCUGUUAUCUUCUGAAUUUUACUUUAUUUUAGCAUUUCUGAUAUUUAGAAAAGUUGUGGGGAUCCAAGGCUUUGUUUU
Molecule: messenger RNA, 1188 nt
Organism: Rubroshorea leprosula
Lineage: Eukaryota; Viridiplantae; Streptophyta; Magnoliopsida; Malvales; Dipterocarpaceae
Source: the annotation of a GenBank genome assembly